AAUAGUAUCUGUCUCCUGUGUAUAAUUGUAGUUUCAUAAUUCCGUCGCUAGAGUGCAGUGUUGACAUCUUCAGUCAGUUCGCCGAACGCCGUCCAAGCCCGCGCAAUGCACUCUGGUACUUGAAGUCAACGUGCCUUCUGAAGUACGCAGACGUUGCGAUAUUGACGUUACACUUAAAACUACAUUUCCCUUCCCGGUUAGGCACAUUUGAAUGUCGUUCAGGAGCCAGGAGUAGCUUCUUUUUUUCCAAUCGAUGAUCUCAACUCAAGUUUCCUCUGGCAGCCUGAGGAAGAAACUCCUGGAGAAUGACAAAAGUGUCGUUUGGGGUGUCGAGCGGUGUCGAAGUGUGUGGUGGGAACAGGCAAAGGGAGAUAAACGCCGUUUGAGUCCCGACAAUGCGGUUCAAACAAAGACGGCAGUGAUUUUUGUGGUCUUGGUGGUUUUUCUGCUCCUGCUGCUAAAAGCACAGGGCUGGGUCCCGUUACAGUUGUGAGUCGGCGGCUUUCACCAAAGAUGUCUAUGGACGAGCAGGAGUAUGCCGACGCGGUACUGGUGACAGAAGCCGGGCCGCAGUGGCUCCAAGCCGAGGUCGAGCGUCUCACCCGGGAGCUCCGUGAAACGACCCACGAGAAGAUCCAGGCGGCCGAGUACGGGCUGGCGGUGCUGGAGGAGAAACAGCAGCUCAAGCAGAGAUUUGAUGAGUUGGAAACGGAAUACGAGACGGUCCGACAUGAGCUGGAUCAGCUGAAGGAGGCCUUUGGGCAGGCUUACUCAACCCACAAGAAGGUGGCAGCAGAUGGGGAAAGCAGGGAAGAGUCGCUGAUCCUGGAGUCUGCCAGUAAGGAGGCUUUGUACCAGCAGAAGGUCCUAGAGUUGCAGAAUGAGCUCCGACAGGCCAAAGCCUCCUUCACCAGCGUGCAAGCUGAAAACGAACGGCUGUCCUCGAUCGCCCUGGAGAUGAGAGAGAACUCGGAGCUGGCGGAGCUGCAGCGCGGUCAGCUGCGCGACGACAUCCGAGAGUAUAAGGUGCGGGAGGCUCGUCUGCUGCAGGACUACAGCGAGCUGGAGGAGGAGAACAUCUCUCUUCAGAAGCAAGUGUCUGUGCUGAGACAGAACCAGGUGGAAUUUGAAGGUCUAAAGCACGAGAUCCGUCGUCUGGAGGAAGACUCCGAGUGCCUACACAGCCAGCUGGAGGAGGCCAUGCGCCUGAGAGAAAUCGCUGAGCGACAGCUGACGGAGGCCUUGGAAACCAUUAAAACGGAGCGCGAGCAGAAGGCCACCCUGCGCAAGGAGCUCUCCCACUACAUGACCAUCGGCGGAUCUGUGUACAACAGCUCUUUCAACAUCUCCAUCGACAACCUAAAACACGACGAUCCCUCUAAUGCCACGGAGCCCGACAAUGACGAUCUGAUCAGAGGUUUCGAAAACGGCCUGGGCAAGACAGGAGACGCUCUCAAACCGGCUCCGAGCCUCGUGGACGACCUGCUGAGUGAGCUCAACAUCUCUGAGAUCCAGAAGCUUAAACAACAACUUGUGCAGGUGGAGCGGGAGAAAGUGGCCCUGAUCAACUCUCUCCAGGAGAGCCAGAAGCAACUGGAACAAGCCUAUGGGACUGUGUCAGAGCAAAAGGAGACGGUCAACAGGCUGACCGAGAACCUCAGCGCCAUGAGGAAACUUCAGGCCAGUAAGGAGCGCCAGUCUGCCCUCGACAGUGAAAAAGACCGGGACAGCCACGACGACGGAGACUACUACGAGCUGGACAUUAACGGACCUGAGAUCCUGCAGUGUAAAUACACCGUGGCCGUGUCCGAAGCCGGCGAGUUGAGGCAGGAGCUGAAGACUCUGAAGGCAAAGUACGAGGAGUGUCGAAGCCAGUACGAAGACGAGCGAGCGCGUCUGGAGAGCGACGUUCAGGAGUUGAGGUCAAGUUUGGCGUCCUUGGAGAAGAUCAGCCAAGCAGAUAAAGCAGAAGUGGCUCGUCUAGAGAAGGAGCUCCGUCUGGUCAGCGAGGCUGCAGGAGAAUCACUUGGCAGCCUUAAUGUGGCCCAGGAUGAGCUCAUAGCUUUCAGCGAAGAGCUUGCCAAUCUCUACAACCACGUGUGUAUGUGCAACAACGAGACCCCUAACCGCGUCAUGCUCGACUACUACAAGGAAGGCAAGGCCAUAGUGAGAAGGGGACAGGAAGGGAAGGAGCACCAGUCUUCCGUACUUAUCACUAACGGGCUGAUCUCUGAGACUGAACUUAAAAAGUCAAACUCUAGCAGCGCCGCAGUUUUCUCAGCUCCGGCACCAGAGCACCGGCCAGAACCAAUGAACAUCUAUAACCUCGUAGCCAUCAUCAGGGACCAGAUCCGCCAUCUGCAGCAGGCAGUGGACCGCACCACGGAGCUGUCGCGUCAGAGACUUGCCAAUCUGGAGCUGAGCACGGUGGCAGACAAGGACAAAGAGGCUUGCAUGGGAGAGAUCCUCAAACUGAAGUCCCUGCUUAGCACCAAAAGGGAACAGAUCGCCACUCUCCGAGCUGUACUCAAGGCUAAUAAACAGACGGCUGAGGUUGCUCUGGCCAACCUGAAGAGUAAGUACGACAGUGAGAAGACCAUGGUGACCGACACAAUGAUGAAGCUCCGCAAUGAACUCAAAGCUCUGAAAGAGGACGCUGCUACGUUCUCCUCUCUUCGAGCCAUGUUCGCCACAAGGUGUGACGAGUACGUGACCCAGCUGGAUGACAUGCAGAGGCAGCUGGCUGCUGCUGAGGACGAGAAGAAGACCCUGAAUUCUCUGUUGCGUAUGGCCAUCCAGCAGAAACUGGCCUUGACGCAGCGCCUGGAGGACUUGGAGUUUGACCACGAGCAGGCACGUCGCAAUAGUGCCACAGCAGUGGGAGGCAAGGGCAAAACAAAGGGCAAGGGAGCCUCUUCCAACCAUCAUUAAUUCUGUCAUGCCAAGUGUCCUUAAGGAGGUCCGACAGGGUGUGUGUGUGUGUGUGAGACAGUUGCCAGACAGCUGUGCUCCUGGUUCCUUCACUUUCAAAUCAUGGUCCAGAUCAUGUUAUCGCUAUAAUACAGGAACAUUACCAACAGUAUGUGCCAGGGGCCUUGUUUUAGAGCGCCAAAACAAGUAUGUAAAAUUCUGUCGAACAUUUUGACUGCAGAAUGACUCAUCGCAUCGGCUGCCCACUGCAGUUCUUCAGUCUUCCGACAAUAUGCACCACUAUUAUUACUGAACCAGAGGAAAAAUCAAGAUGGGUUUUUGCUGAUCACUCAUUGCCUGCGUUAGCCUGACUGAGCACUUUUUGACUUACUUAUCUGCUCUUAGGUGAUUUCCCUUUUAUUUCUAAAAAAUCAUGCUAAUUGUCUCAAGUAUUAUACAGUGUUUUUAUUGGAUAUGCAUGUUUGUCUGACAGAUUUUCAAGUGCUUCAACAUGUUUUUAUCCCUAUUUAUUUCAUAGUAAUGAAACCAGCCAUUAUGUGUAUUUUCUUUUUGAACCAGAACUCACUGGCUGAAAACGAACAAGAGACAAAUAAGCUUUCCUGCCUUAGUUGUUUUUCUUUUGGCCUUAGGUUUAGAUGUGCCUUUCUGACAGUCCAGAGUAACAAGCUGCCAAGGUUAUCAAGAUUUUUCUUUUUUUCUUUUCACAAUAUGAUUCUGCAAAUGUGGAGCUUCAAAUUCAGGGUCCUUACUAGAUUUUGUAUAAUUGGGCUCCUCCUUUGUAGACACGGCAAAGCUGUUACAAACUCAAGUAUGUUUAUUAUGACUAAAGAAGAGUAUUAAUGCAAACGCUUAUUUAAAGAUUUCUAAGUUAAGGUCAGAUGUAUGAUAGUAUUCAUAAACUUUAUUCAUGAAGGAGAGUUUUUAAUGUCAUUGUUUAAUACAGGUUUUUGUAAAGCUGAAAUUAAUUGUCUGCAAACAGCCUGCAGUGCCAUUUUGUGUUUUGUUUAUACAAGUGCAAUUUGCAGAUAUGGCAAGGAAAAAAAACAACUAAAUGUUUAUUCUUUGUGGAAAUAUGUUACACAUUGUUGCUCACAUACUUGGUCCUAAUUGAUUUUUAUAUGUUUUUACUAUAACUGCAAUUGUAUUUAUUUGACGCUGUUCAGACUGCAGGAUGUCAUCAUCUGUUUUUGUUUCAGAAGUGGAAACUUGAGUGGAGGUGGCUGGUCAGAGUAUCGAUUAGAAUAUCGACAAAACUGAACUUGUGGUAAAACACUAGCAAGGUUCAUGACUGUGUGCUACUGUCUGUCUGCUAACGGUUAUGACUGGUGAAGAAAUAAAUCUUAACUUUCACAACA
Larimichthys crocea (large yellow croaker) is the source of this 4286-nucleotide messenger RNA. RefSeq names its product protein bicaudal D homolog 2-like. Gene Ontology annotation, biological process: microtubule anchoring at microtubule organizing center; protein localization to organelle; regulation of microtubule cytoskeleton organization. Lineage: Eukaryota; Metazoa; Chordata; Actinopteri; Sciaenidae. Gene Ontology annotation, molecular function: dynactin binding; dynein complex binding; cytoskeletal adaptor activity. The coding region runs from base 514 to 2931 and encodes 805 amino acids. The transcript has 8 exons. Gene Ontology annotation, cellular component: cytosol; Golgi apparatus. The record is from RefSeq and is a predicted model, not a curated record.